AUGUGGCUGCAAUUGAUUACAUUUGCCAUAUUCGCCUAUGGAUUGGCGAAAUUUUUGCUCAUGCUCCGCCUUGGUCAACUUCAACGAAAAACCGUUGCGAUAUCGGGCUGUGACACCGGUUUCGGGCACUUGUUGGCGUUGCGUUUAAACUCGUUGGGUGUACCGGUGGUUGCCGGGUGUUUCUCCGAAAAGGGUGAAGAAGAGUUGAAAAAAAAAGCGACACGUGCAAAGCUUCUCUACACUCAUCCGCUUGAUGUCACCUCAAAUGAGAGCGUCGAGAAAUUCGCCGAUUUCACGCGGAAAGUCACUGGUGGACGGGGCCUUUGGGGAAUCGUGUGCAACGCUGGGAUUCUCGGGUAUUCGGGUCCAGACGAUUGGCUAAAAGCUGAAGACUAUAUGCAUACAAUGUCAGUGAACACAUUCGGCGUAAUGCGCUUUGUGCAGAAGUUGAGGAAAUUCGUCAAGAUUCAACGCGGUCGAAUCGUGAUCAUCUCAUCGAUUUCCGGGCGAACACCCAGGCCGAUGGUUGGACCGUAUUGUGUGUCAAAGCACGCCGUCGAAGCCUACGCCGAUGUGAUCAGACAUGAAAUGAAAGAUUUCGGUGUCUCAGUUCACAUCUUGGAGCCGGGUUUCUUCACCACGAACAUCACUCAAACAGCCACAAAUGAUCUUGAUAAGGUAUGGACAAGGCUCGAUGAUGAGACACGACAUGAUUUCGGAAGAGAUUAUUUUGAUAAAUAUAAACAUGCAAGAUUUUCGCGGCUUUCCCAUUGCUCGGAUGACCUGAACGCGGUUGUGGACGCAUAUGAGCAUGCUCUUCUUUCGAGAUUCCCAAAGAGCCGUUAUUGGGUCGGCUUGGACACGAUCUUCUUCUAUAUUCCCCUCGCAACUUUGCCGACUUUCCUCCAAGAUUGGGUGAUCACUUUUCAGCGAAAAGGAAGCCCAUCCCACUCUCAAUGCGAAACUGAAAAACCUAUACUUUUUACUCUCCGA
This is a messenger RNA of Mesorhabditis belari, 993 nucleotides long. The record is from the annotation of a GenBank genome assembly. Lineage: Eukaryota; Metazoa; Nematoda; Chromadorea; Rhabditida; Rhabditidae.